Musa acuminata subsp. malaccensis (wild Malaysian banana) is the source of this 878-nucleotide messenger RNA. Its product is annotated as dirigent protein 21-like. Lineage: Eukaryota; Viridiplantae; Streptophyta; Magnoliopsida; Zingiberales; Musaceae. The record is from RefSeq and is a predicted model, not a curated record.
UUCAAGCAAGACAUCAAAAGCCAUUAUAUCACACUCAGUUGUUGCCUCUCCCUACCCCCACGUUGUGGUCUAUCCCUCCUGAUCGAGUGGCGGCCUUCGCACGCUCCUGACCAUGGCUGUCUUCCAGCCCAACCUCUUCCUCCUCUUGCCUCUCGUCUCGGUGCUGGUGAUGGCACCGGACCUGGCCGCCGGCGACAACGCGGCCCACCUGCACUUCUACAUGCACGACACUCUCAGCGGCUCCACCCCCAGCGCCGUCAGGGUCGUGCGAGUGUCCGACUCGACGGUGUUAGGCUUCGGAGACGUCGUCGUGACAGACGACCCGCUGACCGAGGGGCCGGACCUUCGGUCGGCUCCCGUCGGCCGGUCGCAGGGUCUCUACGCCAUGGUUUCCCAGGGUACCGGUGACCCAGCGCUGCUUCUGGGCGUCAACCUGGUGUUCACGGAGGGGACGCGCAACGGGAGCACGCUGGCAGUGCUUGGGAGGGACGCCGUCUACUUGCCGGUGAGGGAGCUCCCGGUUGUCGGCGGCAGCGGCGUCUUCCGCCUCGCCCGCGGCUACGCCCUCAUCAAGACGUACUCGCUCAACACCACCACCGGCGAUGCCGUCUUGGAGUGGGACGUAUUCGUCGUGCAAUAAUUUUCGUGCUCGUUGAUCGAUCAAGUCCUCCUCGUUCUCCUCUCGUCCGAUUUCAUGCUUCGUCUGUGAAGCAUGAGCAGCCUAAAAUAUGUUGCAUUCUGUUCUCUAUCGUGAAAUGCAUCAUCAUCAUCAUCAAGAUCAAAAUGAGAAGCUUAGGUCGGCAGUCGCAGUCUGAUUGAUGCCCAGUGAUCUUCCAAUCAAAUAAGAAAAUAAAAAGAAAGAAAAUUGACCUGUCGUA